AUGCGUAAAGCGAUUGCGUUUCUCGUUCAUCCACGACUUCUCCUUCUCUUCCUUGUUCUCUCAAUUUUCCUCAUUUUCACAUUUACUGGUUCUAUUACUACUUAUGGUUCUACUACUCCAAAACAGGUUUUUGAGGACAAAGUAGAACAGGAGCCUGAAAUUACACACAGAGUAUUCUUGGACAUUGAUGUUGAUAAACAGCGUUUAGGUAGGAUAGUGAUUGGAUUAUAUGGCCAAGUUGUACCAAAAACUGUGGAAAAUUUUAGAGCUCUGUGUAUAGGGCAGAAAGGCAAGAGUGCAAAUGGCAUAAAGCUUCAUUACAAAGGAACACCAUUUCAUCGGAUAGUAUCUGGUUUUGUGAUUCAGGGUGGAGAUAUUUUUCAUCAUGACGGUAAAGGGUCUGAAUCUAUAUAUGGUGGCACUUUUCCUGACGAAAAUUUUAAGAUUAAACAUUCUCAUGCUGGCGUUGUCUCCAUGGCAAAUUCAGGACCUGACUCCAAUGGCUCACAGUUUUUCAUUACCACGGUGAAGGCCAGUUGGUUGGAUGGAGAGCAUGUUGUAUUUGGCAAAGUUGUUCAAGGCAUGGAUAUUGUGUAUGUAAUUGAAGGGGGAGCCGGAACCUAUAGUGGGAAACCCAGAAAGAAGGUUGUGAUAGCAGACUCUGGGGAGAUACCCAAGAGCCACUGGGACGAUGACAGUUGA
Sphenostylis stenocarpa is the source of this 702-nucleotide messenger RNA. NCBI's taxonomy places the organism in Eukaryota, Viridiplantae, Streptophyta, Magnoliopsida, Fabales, Fabaceae. The record is from the annotation of a GenBank genome assembly.